AUGAGGGCGCCCAAGACAUCUCUCAUUGCUUCGAGCCUGAUUGCUCUGACCACCCGUGCAACAGCCCAGCUCUCGACCAUAUGCCAGGGUCAGGUUUGCUUCAGUUUGAACAUACCGGCCAACACGGCCUCGUCGGGAAACGGCGACAUCUUCUUCCGGAUAUCGGCUCCCAGCAGCUAUGAUUACGUAGCUCUCGGCCAGGGGAAAGGCAUGGUCGGAUCGAAUAUGUUUAUUGUGUAUACUGCCGCAGGAGGAAAAAAUGUGACACUGUCGCCGCGGACUGCGAGGGCCUACACCAUGCCGACAUUCAAUAGUAAUGCUCAGGCCACCUUGCUCGAAGGGUCGGGUGUAUCCGAUGGGAAAAUGAUUGCCAAUGUCAAGUGUUCGAAUUGCGCCAGCUUCUCAGGCGCCGAUUUCAAGGCUGGACAAGGGAACUGGAUAUAUGCUGCUCAAACAUCCGGAGGCCCCAAGAACUCGAACGACAAGAACGCGCCGAUACAGCAGCAUAACAACUACGGACCGUUCCAAUGGAAUUAUGCCGAUGCCAAAGGAGGGAAUAGCGUCAAUCCUCUCUUGGAAACUUCGACGACAAAGCCCGGAAACGAGGGUGCCGGUACACCAACUUGCAUCCCACGCCCUGUAUCCACAAAGGGCUCUCCCUCAGCAUCGACUUCGACGGGGGAGGAGACAGGGGGCGAUGACGGUGAUGGUGACGGCAACCGCGGUGGAUUGGGCGGACAGCCGACGCGCUUUGGAGGGUGGCCCAGUGGUGCUCCCACGGGGGCUCCAUGGAAUGGAGGGAAGUCUAGGCGACAAGACCUCCCCUACUGUGAUGAAGGACCCAGCCUUCUACCGGUCGGCUUGAGUGCGGAGCGAACAAAGAUGAGGAACAUGUUGAUUGCUCACGGCACGCUGGCAGCAUUGGCAUUUGUGAUUCUCUUUCCAGCUGGAGCUAUCGCCAUUCGCCUUGCUUCUUUCCCUGGGCUUCUCUGGGUCCAUGGUGCAUGGCAAGUGUUUGCCUACAUUGUCUACAGCGCUGCAUUCGGCCUGGGUAUAUACAUUGCGAGACGGAUGAAUCUGUUGGACAAUUCUCAUCCUAUAAUCGGUAUCGUGCUGUUUGCACUCUUGUUCUUCAUGCCGAUGCUCGGCUACUUGCACCACGUGUUCUUCAAAAAGACUGGAGGCCGGACUCUCUGGUCCCACGCCCAUCUCUGGAUUGGCCGAGCAGCAAUCACCCUGGGUAUCAUCAAUGGAGGUUUGGGACUCAAACUGGCGGACGAGAAUGGAAUGAGCUCCAAGGGCGGAAUGAUAGCGUAUGCAGUGGUUGCCGGCAUCAUCUGGGUUGUCUGGAUGGCUGCAUCCAUUCUAGGAGAGAGGAGGAGGAAGACUCGCGGCAGAGCGGAACCGCCUAAGUAUACGGAUGACUCUCGGACUUCAGACACGGCGUUGCGCGAUCUUCAGGGGCAACCGGAGAAUGGACACUACGCACCCAAACAAGAACUCAUAGCCUGGCUCAAUAACCUGUUGCAGCUCAACAUCACCAAAGUUGAGCAGUGUGGCACAGGAGCGGCGCUGUGCCAGGUCUAUGACAGCAUCUUCUACGAUGUGCCCAUGUCGCGGGUUAAGUUUAACGCCAACACCGAGUAUGCAUAUCUACAAAACUUCAAGAUCCUGCAGAAUGUGUUCACAAGGCACAACAUCGACCGCCCUAUCCCAGUUGAGCAACUAGUGAAAUGCAAGAUGCAGGACAAUCUCGAGUUCCUUCAGUGGACGAAGAGAUAUUGGGACCAAUACUUCCCUGGCCACGAUUAUGAUCCAGUUGAGCGCAGGAAAGGACAAGGAGGCAUAACAGGCGGUCCACCUGCGUCCACUCGGCCCGCCGCCAGCGCCGCAAGGAGAGCGCCGGCUGCUAACACCUCCGCCGCACCACGCACCCGAACACCUCUUGGAGCUGGUGGCGCUGCCGGUGGCGCCGCUUCUGCCGCGCUAAGGGAGGAGAACAAUGUCCUCAAGGAGACAGUCGCAGGAUUAGAACGCGAGCGGGACUUCUACUUCAGCAAACUGCGAGAUAUCGAGUUGCUAAUCCAAGGUGCCAUGGACGCCGAUCCCGAGCUUGAGAAGCAGGAGGAUAGCCUGCUAAAACAGAUACAAACGAUCCUUUACUCCACGGAGGAAGGUUUCGAGAUCCCAGCCGAGGGCGAGCAGGAGGAGGAGACAUUCUAG
Molecule: messenger RNA, 2223 nt
Organism: Westerdykella ornata
Lineage: Eukaryota; Fungi; Ascomycota; Dothideomycetes; Pleosporales; Sporormiaceae
Exons: 9
Coding region: 1-2223 (740 amino acids)
Molecular function (GO): microtubule binding
Source: RefSeq, a predicted model, not a curated record